UAUAGUGUGUGUGUGUGUGUGUGUGUGUGUGUGUGUUUGUGUGUGUGUGUGGUGGGGGGACUGUGCCUUGAUCUUGGGCUACUGCAGUAAAUGCGUUAGGAGGAGGCAAUUCUCUUAAGGGAAGGGGAAUAACGGGAAUCCAGUUCCGGAGAUAACGAUCAGAACGGAUACAUACAGCAAAAUGACACCUGGCUCAUCACCUCUGGACUUAUGCAGAAAACUCUGAGCAGACAAACUUCAGCUCACCUGAUUUAGACCCGACAAGGCUGUAUAUUACGUACAGGAGUUGAUCUCUGAGAUGGCUAUGUGGGUCCGACAGGCCCAGACUUCCCCCCUGAAGUGCUGCAUCCACCUCCUCCAGGCCCCGUGGCCCACCCUGAUCAUCUGAUCGUGCUUAGCCCUGUUACACCCAUCCUGGGCUUCCCUCUCAUCGGCCCACCUGGCUUCACUUUGGGCCCACCAUGGGAGGUUGUCUCUCCAAACCCAAAGCAGAGGUCAAAGUUGAGCUGACUCUUUUAGAGAAAGAGAAAGAGGUGGAUCUGAUGUCUCCUAAUGGAAAGGCCAGUCCAUUCUCAGAAUGCAGACCCAACGGCUCUCUGGGACACUGUUCAGAUGAGGACACAAUGACUCUACAACCACAGCGCAAACACAGAGAUUACAUAGAGGCCUCUGUCUGCCACGUCAAAGACCUGGAAAAUGGACAAAUGCGUGAGGUGGAUUUGGGUACAGGCCGAGCUCUGCUCAUAAAGGAACAUGGAGAAUUCUUUGCCAUGGGACAUAAGUGCCCACAUUAUGGGGCUCCACUGGUCAAAGGUGUGCUAUCAAAAGGGCGUGUGCGAUGUCCAUGGCAUGGGGCAUGUUUUAACAUCGUUACGGGUGACAUUGAGGAUUUUCCUGGCUUAGACAGUCUGCCCACCUUCCAGGUCAAAGUUGAGAAAGAGAAGGUGAUAAUAAGAGCAAACAAGCAGGCCCUUCAAACUCAGCGGCGGACAAAGAGCAUGUCAAAGUGUUCAGCUGUCAUCAACUCCAGCAAUGGAUUCAGCCACAUUCUCAUUAUUGGAUCAGGUCCGGCUGGUCUGGUGUGCGCUGAGACUCUGAGGCAGGAGGGUUUCACUGAUCGUAUAGUGAUGUGCACCAUGGACAAACAUCUGCCUUACGACAGACCUAAACUGAGUAAGUCUUUAGAGAGCACAGCUGAGCAGCUACAACUGCGGUCCAUGGAGUUCUUUCAAAUGCAUGACAUAGAGAUACUAUUGGAAAAAGAGGUUGUCUGCGUAGAUGUGAAGACAAGAACUGUGACAUUUCGGGAUGGUUUUAAAAUGGAGUAUCGAAAACUCUUCAUUGCCACAGGGAGCAGACCCAAACCUCUGAGUUACAAAGGCAAAGAUGUGGGAAAUGUGUUUCACCUCCGAACACCAGAGGAUGCAAACAGCAUCGCUACACUCGCCAGCAAUAAGAAUGCAGUCAUCGUGGGAACCUCGUUUAUUGGUAUGGAGGUGGCCGCAGCUCUCACAGAUAAGGCGCACUCGGUGUCUGUCAUUGGCAUAGAGGCCGUGCCAUUCCGUAAAGCUCUUGGAGAGAAAGUGGGAAAAGCCUUGAUGAAGCUGUUUGAGUCGAACAGGGUGAAGUUCUACAUGUUGAACGAGGUGUGGGAGAUGAGAGGGCAGAAUGGACAGUUAAAAGAAGUGGUUCUGAAAAGUGGCAAAGUCUUAAGAGCUGAUGUGUGUGUCAUUGGCACAGGCUCAGGUCCAGCCACGGCAUUCCUGAAACAGAGCGGAGUACACAUGGACUCCAAGGGAUUCAUUCCAGUCAAUAAGACCAUGCAGACGAACAUAGAUGGGGUCUUUGCUGGGGGUGAUGUGGUAACAUUUCCUCUAGCCCUGCGCAGCAAUAAGAAGGGGAACAUUCCCCACUGGCAGAUGGCGCAUGUACACGGCAGGGUGGCUGCUCUUAGCAUGAUGGGAAAGACCUCAGACAUUAAAACGGUGCCUUACUUCUGGACAGCCAUGUUUGGGAAAAGCAUUAGAUAUGCUGGGUAUGGAGAUGGCUUUGAUGAUGUCGUCAUCCAGGGAGAUUUGGACGAGCUGAAAUUUGUGGCAUUUUAUACAAAGAGUGAAGAGGUGGUAGCCGUGGCCAGUAUGAACUAUGACCCCAUUGUGUCACGGGUUGCAGAAGUCUUUGGCUCUGGAAAGACGAUUAGAAAACGUGACGUGGAGACAGGAGAUAUGUCGUGGCUAAUUGACAAAGGCUCACAGUGAGGAUACUAAUGGCUCAGCACAGCGUGCUCCUUGAGUCUUCCAUGCCAAAAACUUGGACGAACUCCUAAAACAGACAUAGUCUACUAUAGUGCUGCAGCUGCAGUUGGUUAAGUGGGACACUAGGUGGAAGACGUAUGCUGUCCUAAACUGGGCAAGCACCUGGGCUGCUCCUGGAUUAUGUACCCGGGAUAUCAUCCCCACGAGGUGGAACCUCUCCGGACAUGUAUCCGUUCACAGUGCUAACAAAUGAGUCAUACCUGGUUUCGAACCCUCCGUACUAAACGGCAGCUCUCUCUUGUGGGUCGUUAAAUCCAACCUCUAUGCUUUUGCAUGAAGCUUUUGCCUGUACAGAGUUCACGGGAGAGCAAAGGGGAAUUGUCAUAUUUUAUUUUGUAUAAGCAACUUUGUAUAUAGCUGUUACCUGAAGAUGAAUUUAAACAAUAAGGCUGCACUUUUUCUACUGAACUUCUGCUACUGAUUAGUCUGGCUAUGAGAAUGAGCAUUUUUUUAAAGGGAUAGUUCAAAAUUCUGUCUCAGGUUGUUCCAAACCUGUAUGACUUUCUUUUUUCCAUGGAACAGAAAAGGAGAUGUUAGGCAGAAAGUCUCAGUCACCAUUCACUUGCAUUGCAUCUUUAAUCCAUACAGUGAACGUGAAUGGUGACUGAGCCUUCUGAACAUUCUAACAUCUCCUUAAACAAAACAAAGUCAUAUGGGUUUGGAACAACAUGAGGUUGAGUAAAUGAUGGCAGAAUUUAUAUUUUGGGCAAACUAUGCUUUUAACAGAACUGAUGUCUGGCACUCCUCUUAGUAUGCAGCCCAAUGCAGCUUUGCUUGCGUCCUUUUUAAAAAUCAUAUAGGAAAGGCAGUCUGUAGAAAGCAGAUGCAUGAUAAUUCAUAUACGCAGGGCAUUCAUUUUCAUUAAGACUUUCCCAAAGGAUCUUAAAGUGUAAUCAUUAUUCAGGGAAGGUAACAAGGUCCAUAUGUCAAUGUCUAUUGCAAAUGAGGAUAGGCUAUGUUACUUGUCAAAUGUAAUAUAUGAUGUAGUGUUGUCAUAUAUCACCAAAAAAAAAAAAAAAAAAAAAAAAAACAGGUAAAUGAGUGAAUCUCAUGAAACCAAAUUCAAAAGAAAUAAUAUUUUGCAUCAAGAAAAUGCAGUCUGUUUUAGGACAAUUAUUUUCAACCAGGUUUCGUUACUAUACCUACAUUUUUGCACAAUUACUUUUUUGUAGCUUUUUCGUUGAACGUAUCACAGCAGUUUCCUGCUGAAAUGAUCAUUAAAGCCGCAAAAACAACGAGUUUGAUUCACUUUCACACAAAUCAUGAGUAAAACUGCAAAUUAUCAGUUCAUAAACACUUAAUUUUUGCCCUGUUCCUCACACAAUGCUAUCUGAUGACAUCAAAACACUUUUAUGUAGCGCAUGACUUGUACAGCGAUGCAUUUUAACAUCUGUAUUACAAAACCAACUCCAUUUAAAAAACCCUGACAUGCUCUUGAAAGAUUUCAUGAGAUUCAACCAGUAUGCACAGAAACUGUUAAGAUACAAUGAAUCUUUCCUCCAUACAAUACUCUUAAAUCCUUUGUAUAUUUAACCCCAGGCAUUAAGUAUUAAGUUCAAAUCUAUAGGCAGGUCUCCAUGGCAAUAAAGUAAUACUGACAGUCAGUUUUGAAUGUUCCCAACUCAAAGCAUGACCCAUGCAACAGGACUGGCCUGAAACCCUCGCUGACCUUAAACAAUGACAAUAUACCUCUUGCUAAUGGCAACUUUGGUUGCCCUGCUAGUAAAUUGCACAAAACUACAAAUAUUUAAAGCUGCAACUUUAUAGAAAUGCUCGUAUUAUAUGACUCGAGGCUUGUAUUUUCUGACUAAUCGUUCAAAUGAUUUAUUGACAAAUGACUGAUUGAUUAUUGAUUGUAUUUUUAGAAUGUACGCAAUAAUAAUUAAUGCUUUUCUGGUAGCUCUGACCUCCUAAAGCUAUUCUUUGAUACUAACUCAGGGAUCGGAGGUUUCAGUCACAUGGGAGAGGUUCUGGUGAAAAACAUGAAUAAAUAUGUUGCUAUAACAUUUUAUUGUAGCUAUUGUUCUUUGAAAGAUAGUUAAAGGAAUAGUUGAUCCAAAUUCUGUCAUCUUUUACUCACACUAAUGUGUCAAUAUACAGUUUAGGGUGCUUUUUUUAAAGCUCGAAAGCUCCAGUACCCAUUUAUUGUAACUGCAUGUAAAAGAGAGACUACAGUAGUUUAUUUUUCACAUUUUUUUCCUUUUGUGUUCCACAGAAAAAUUUAAGUCAUAUAGGCUUGGAACAACAGGAGGGUGCAGUAAAUUAUGACAGAAUGUUCAGUUUUGGGUGAACUAUUCCUUUAAAUGAGCAUAAAUAGCUUUCAAUAUUAAAUAGUAUUUACUAACAAGAACAAGUAACACAAGGGAGUUGGUAUAAGACAAUGUAAUACAAAGUCAACUGAAAAGGACACCAAGAUUUUCUUUGUGAAUGAAACAAAUGUAAAAUCCUCCAAAAGACCGGCAAAAAUCAGCAAAGUUUAAAAAUGUCGAAAUGUGUCAUUUCUGUGCCACUAGCGUCACCAAAGGGAGUUGCAAAAAGAAUGACUGUUUUCACACAGAUUUCAGAAAAGUCCCCCUGUCUUCUAUUGGUUGUACAAACAGAUAGUCCCGCCCCAAACGUACACUAUUGGUUGAUCAAAUUGAACGUUUUGAUAGCCCCACAAAGCCACAAAAUUACACUUUUAGGUGAAAUCAGCCUACAAAUGUCUUACUUAUAGUAUUCUCAUAGUAUGCUCUGCAUAUUAAGCUGGUUUAGGAGAAAUACUGCCAAAAAAUUACACACAUCAGAUAUAAAAACAUUAAAGUCAGCAUGAAACGGAAGUUGCGUCUGACUUUACAUCUGUAUUGUGACGUAUUUCCGAGUGAAACAGCUUAUCGAACAAGAAAAAAAUGUAGGGCGGGGAUUUGAGUUUAUCCAUUGGUUGUGGAUUGGAUUGUGAAAAUAUGGGCAUUGCAUAGCGGAACGGAGGCAGAUGUGAAUGCGAGUUUGCAGUGGACACACACGCCCCUACCACCAUGCUGCCAGAGUCAGAGCCGGUUAUCAGUGAAAUUGAGCAGCAAUCUCAACACAUUUAUGAUCAAAAUGACAACAUAAACGCACGAGCACAUCGCGGUCUUUGCUUACGAAGAGGCUGUAGCCGUUGAAAAACGAAUGAGUAAAAGAUAACCAUAUUUUAACGUUUUGAAUCACAAUACACUAAAUAUAAAGUAAAAAAACACGUACACGUGCUGUGCAUCCCAAGAUAACUAAAAAAAAAUAAAUAAACACCAGAGGCAUCCGAAGUGUUGUAUUCAUUAGUGAUCCCCUCAGCAAUUCAGGCGUGAAAUGUCUCGAACACAACCACGAAAUGUAUUAUUUUUAUUUUUUUGGAAUGCCCAAUUCCCAAUGUGCUUUUAAGUUCUCGUGGCCACGUAGUGAUUCGCCUCAAUCCGGGUGGCGGAGGAUGAAUCCCAGUUGCCUCCGCGUCUGAGACCGCCAACCUGCGCAUCUUAUCACGUGGCUUGUUGAGCACGUUGCCACGGAGACAUAGCGCGUGUGGAGGCUUCACGCCAUCCACCGCGGCAUCCACGCUCAACUCACCAUGCGCCCCACCGAGAACGAACCACAUUAUAGCGACAUCGAGGAAGUUACCCCAUGUGACUCUACCCUCCCUAGCAACCGGGCCAAUUUGGUUGCUUAGGAAGCCUGGCUGGAGUCACUCAGCAUGCCCUGGGAUUCAAACUAGCAACCUACAGGGGUGGUAGCCAGCGUAUUUUACCACUGAGCUACCCAGGCCCCCCCCACAACCACGAAUUUGCCGUUAUUCCUCAUCAUUUGAUAUGUAAAUUCAAGCCACCUGACCCGUAACCAAGGAAGUUUGGGUUAAGGAAUGAUAGUUUUGAAGGAAAACAGUUGAAAAUACACCUUGCCAUCUUCACCAAUAUGCGAUUGACGUUUCGUUCAACUCUACGCAAGGUUGUGGUAUUUAUAAGAAAGGGGCAGGGUUUAAGCGGACUA
Messenger RNA from Myxocyprinus asiaticus (Chinese sucker), 6311 nucleotides. RefSeq names its product apoptosis-inducing factor 3-like. Gene Ontology annotation, cellular component: cytoplasm; mitochondrion. The coding region runs from base 462 to 2258 and encodes 598 amino acids. The transcript has 20 exons. Gene Ontology annotation, biological process: execution phase of apoptosis. The record is from RefSeq and is a predicted model, not a curated record. NCBI's taxonomy places the organism in Eukaryota, Metazoa, Chordata, Actinopteri, Cypriniformes, Catostomidae. Gene Ontology annotation, molecular function: flavin adenine dinucleotide binding; 2 iron, 2 sulfur cluster binding; oxidoreductase activity, acting on NAD(P)H.